Messenger RNA from Stegastes partitus (bicolor damselfish), 5621 nucleotides. It is a transcript of the gene tbcela, whose product is annotated as tubulin folding cofactor E-like a. Bases 308 to 1597 code for a protein of 429 amino acids. The transcript has 11 exons. Gene Ontology annotation, molecular function: protein binding; U2 snRNA binding. NCBI's taxonomy places the organism in Eukaryota, Metazoa, Chordata, Actinopteri, Pomacentridae. The record is from RefSeq and is a predicted model, not a curated record. Gene Ontology annotation, biological process: mRNA splicing, via spliceosome.
GUCACUUCCGGGCAGUAGGGAGAGAAAAUGACAGCUGGUUUGUUUUCAUCAACAAGGAGAAUCCAAAGUACACAUUGAAGUGUCAUGUGGUGAACGCCCUCCAUGUCCCUUUUCGGGCCUGUCUAGAGCAAAUCCUGCCGGCUGACCAAAGAGGGACCAGCACUUUUUCUGCAGACGCCUGUCAGCCCAACGAGCCACUCUGGAGCCACCAGUACAGAAACAGAAGAAGACAGUGAGCAGUGAUAGCGGUCAAAUCAAAGGAAACGUCUCUUCAGCUGAAGGGGAGGCUGCUCGGCUGGAAGGAGCCAUGGAGCCACCAGAGGACAAGGAGGGCCGUACGUUUGUGGAGGUGAUCAGUGAAAAGUACAGUCCGGAGAACUUCCCGUACCGCAGAGGGCCCGGUAUGGGGGUGGUGGUGGUGCCCACCCAAGGGCCCCAAGGUUCCCCGAUGAAAGACCGUCUGAACCUGCCCAGUGUGCUGGUGUUGAAUUGCUGUGGGAUCAGCAGGGCAGGAGACCAGGCGGAGAUUUCUGCCUUCUGUUCUCAUGUCAUGGAGCUGGACCUCUCCCACAACAAGCUGCAGGACUGGCAUGAGAUCAGUAAAAUCGUGUCCAAUAUCCCCAAUCUGGAGUUUCUCAACCUGAGCUCCAACCCCCUGGCGGGCAUGACCCUGGAGCCGCGGUGUGCUGAAGCCUUUUCUCGGGUCCGACGUCUCGUCCUCAACAACACUCAAGUGUCUUGGGACACCGUGCUGCUGCUCACUAGAGAGAUACCUGAGCUGGAGGAGUUGUUCCUGUGCCUUAAUGAGUACAGUAGUGUGCGUGCCUCCAGCGUGGCCUGCCCCACCCUUCGCCUGCUUCACAUCACCGACAACAGCCUCCAGGACUGGGCCGAAGUCCGCAAGUUUGGCUCCAUGUUCCCCAGCCUGGACACUCUGAUUAUGGCCAACAACAACUUGGCUUCCAUUCAGGACAACAAGGAUAUCCUGCAAAGGCUCUUCCCCAACUUACGCAGCAUCAACCUGCACAACUCAGGUCUCAACCAAUGGGAAGAUAUUGAAAAACUGAAUUUCUUCCCCAAAUUGGAAGAAGUGCGACUGCAGGGCAUUCCUUUACUGCAGACCUACACCAACGCAGAGCGACGCAGCCUCAUGAUAGCACAGCUUCCUUCGAUAUCAAUGCUAAACGGCAGCGUUGUGACUGACAGUGAGAGAGAAGACGCAGAGAGGUUCUUUAUCCGUUACUACUUGGACUACCCUGAGGAGGAGCUGCCUUUUAGAUACCAUUCCCUGGUAACCAAGUAUGGGAAGCUGGAGCCACUCGCCGAUAUCGACCUCCGACCUCGUUGCCGUGCUCAGGUGGAAGUUCACUGUGAGGAGAAAGUAGAACAGCUGAACAUCCGUUUGGACCAGACGGUAGCUGAACUGAAGAAGCAGCUGACAACGGUGGUCCAGCUGUCUACAAACAGCAUGAGGCUCUACUACAUCGACAAGGGCAGCGCCUUCGGCCCGGAGGAGAUGAAGUACAACACCCGGGCCCUCCACUCCUACAGCAUCCAAGACGGUGAUGAAAUACUGGUGGUGCCCAAGACCAAGUGAACAGCGAGUAUCCAGCUGGCUGAUGAGAGUGAAUUGAUUAACUGGAUUAUUUGUUGAUUGGUUUACUGACAUUGCAGAAUAAUUGGAAAAACACAUACGGAACAGCAGCAGCAGCACCCCACUUUUUGGAAUGGAGAGAGAGGAAAACAGUAAAAGAUGAAAGAGAUGUGAGCACCAUCAUGGAGACUGGAAAGUGGGCUGCUGGGAAACUCUGGCUGGAAAUGCAGCCUGGAGAGAAUUUUGUCUUUGUUUAUUUCAGCUUUAUUUGAGGGAAACCACUGAAGUUAGUGGGCAAAUCUGUCACACUGGAGAACAGGCUGAGAGAGCAACUCGCAGUCAGCUAGCAGCUUUAGCGGAGGGGAGGGCGCUGCUGUACCAGCAAAGCUUCGCUGCAGCUCUAUCUCUUAGCACACGGCAUGUACCAUAGCACCUGCAUAGGCAAGUAAACAACAUCACUCGCUUGCCCACGUCUCGCAAAAGCUACCCUGAUUAGUAGUGAGGCAGUGCUGCCGAGUGGAGAGGGACUGCUGCUCUCAUCUGCACUUUUACCUUAGGCACAAUAUCAGGAAGAGCCGUGGUUGUUAGAGGAGCACUCUUGCCUAAAACACUGUUAAAUGCAGAGUUGGUGAUGAAACUUGCAUUUUUUUUUUCUUUUUGUGGGUCCAUUUUGUUGUUCGGUGGUGUUAAUCCCAUAUUUCUGUGGCUACUUGCCAAACUUAGAGGAUGUUGCAUCACAUUCAUAUAGAACGAAGGAUUCUUUCGGAGCCAUAAUGAGAGUAAAAAAAUCAGUGUGAAACAUAAAGAAUAAGCAUAAUUGAAAUCCUCUCCAGACAUGUUAAAGCUUUCAGUGACCACUCGUGUGAUAUAGGUUUUCCACAAAAAAAAUCUUGAAAUGACACGUGCUCCUUCUCUCUUAUUGAAAAAUCCAAAAUGUAUGAAUAUGCAAGUAUUAUUCAUUUUCAUCUGAACAUAAGAUGUCAACUUUCCACAUCCCACUUGCACAAGUGGACCAUGACUGGCUUCCACACCAGUCAUAAAUCAUCGCUCGUACACACACGUUAAACUGAGACUCACGGUGAGCACAGAAAUGCUUCCUCCUCAGCAGAUGAAUGUGAAAAUGCUUCUCUACUGUCAAAUUCUGUGCAGUGAAGCAUCCAGGUGAAGUCAUUUUGAGUGGAGGGAGACUUUAAAUGCAAAGAAAAUGACAUGAAGCAGGUUAAAGGGAAAAUUGGUUGUAGAAAAAGCAAAAUGAUGCCACUUCAUGACAAAAUGGCUACAGCAGCGACAUGCUCACACACUGAUGAUCCCUAACAGAUUAAAGACUCUUUAUGGGUCCGUGUUUCCGUUCUCAGCAGCUAUCAGUAUUUCUUAUCACAUGUAUACGCCCACACAUGUUAACACAAAGCAGCUGUCCUGUCGUGUUAUGUGCCGCCACCUACAGGCUUCAUUGUGUCUUUGAUUGUAAAAGCGAAGUGCUCUGCCACUGCAGGUGCCUCACGAGAUGAGAUUCUUUGUGAGGAGAGCAGUGACGCCAACACACACAGCAGGGUACCUAGAAGACAAUCUCAUAGUGAACAUUUUGCAUAAGAGUGACGACAUUCGUGAUUAUAUUUGGACCGUCUUAUUUCAGUUUAGACACUCUGGGGUGAACUUUUUCAUAAAAAUAUGGUAGCAGCGUGGUUUUAGCAGUUCCCCUGUUUUUGAGCACAUGGCGUGGUAAUAAUUCUCAUAUUAUUAUCAUGCAUUUAAGAACAUUCCUUUUUAGCUUUUUUUUCUCACAGAAGUCAUCAUUGCAUAAUGUCUUCAAUUACGUCUUUUAUGGACCUUUAAAUGCUUAAUCAGUGUACUUUCUUUACAGCUUCUUUACUCUUGUUGAAGCAUAUAAUCAGUAAUCAUCCCUGAACAGAUGCUGAUCUCAGUUAAGUGCAUUUAUAUGAUCUGCACACUAAAACUAUUCCCUCAUGUCGUCUGCCACAUGUUACUAUAUUAUACAUUUCCGUCCAUCCUGCACAGAGAUAGUUUCACCAAAGAUAGCUCAUUAUGUUGGUAUUAUUAUUAUAAUGUGGAAUAUAUGCCGCAAGUAUUGAUUUUGAUAUACAGCAUCCAUCUUGUAUAAGAGGAGCAUUGAUGUUAGAUGUCUGGUGCUAUUGAUUUUUCAUAUAGCAAGCGACUCAGAGGAGUAGGAGAUUCCUGACACAGUGUUACUGCUAUGGAAACAGUCCAGUCACACAAUUAAGUAUUACCAUCUAGUGGCUGUUUGGAAACAAAUGUGUGUUUGGGCUGUAGCUCCAGGUCAUCCGCUGUCAAAAGUAAACUCAGCUCAUCGUUCAUGAGCCUCUUUUUACCCUCCAAAAGUAUCAGUAUCUCAAGUAUGUAAAUACCACAGCUUUUCCCUCUUAGCUAUAUUUUACCAGUGUUGAUUUUAUAACACUACUGCUAUACUUGAAUAAGACUACAUAUGAAGGUAUAUACAGCAGGUUAAAUGAAAACAGUUACAGUACUGAAGCCCUUACUACCCAUUUUAUCACAGUAGUGCUGAAUAAAUGUUAGUGUAGCAUGAACCACAGCCAUAGAAACCAGCACACAAAGAGGCAGCAGUGCAGUGCUGGCACCAACAUCCCAGUCUGGACUGAAGUACUGAGCUGAAGUGUCUGUGCUAAUCGAUGUGAGACUUGUUAGGAGUGAGAACAUGUAGUAUGUAAUUGUUUGCAGAGUGAGUGAUUUAAUGGUAUGCAUGUUAUUUAUCAUGUGUUUUCGAAGAAAGUGGUCACUAUGCCUGCUUAGAUUUAUGGGACGAUGCACUUGAUGGAACUUUUUGAAAUGUUUUACUUUAAGUGCGAGGAAAUAUUUGAAGUCUUGAUGUAACUUUAUUGUUGAAUUAAUUGAUUUUAUUUAUUUAUUUUUUUUAAUUUCGAUGUUAUUUAUUGUGAAUCCUGCUUACUUUUCAAACUGCUAUAAUCUGAAAAUACUGGCUAAACCAUUUUACAGCCCUUAAAGCCCCUGAAAAUGUAAUCACAGAUUUUAAGUAUUUCUCUGUAACAUCAACAAAGAUUCACAACUAAUAAAUUAAAAAAAAGUUGAAGUCAGGAAAAGAACAUUCUUAUUUUUUAUUUAUUAAGGAUGUGACAGUCAAAAACUGACAAAUCUGCUUUUGGGGAAUGUGUGGGAGUCCUUCUUAACAAAUGUGAUUGACAGUGGACUGGCAACAUAAACAAACAAACCCAACACGCUUUUUGAUUUCAAUUCUGAUUGGUCCAAAUCUGCUUUUUCCAACUCAGGCCCACCCACUAGCGAGAAGACACAAAACAGAAAUAGUUCUAAUUUUGGCAGAAAACGUGUUCAUGUGGGACGCACUCUUUAUAGUCAGAAGCUGAUUGUCAAAACAGCUUUUCAGGGCCUUUAAGGGAAAAGUCUACGUUAACCUCCUUGAACCUUUGUUGAUCGUUUGUUUUUGCAUUACUCUGAAUGACUGGACUGUUAACACUAAACAUCAGGUUGUGGUAUCAGUCCCGCAGAAUCCUACUGUGAGAGUUUGUAGAAUCGCCUUUUAUUCACCAUCCAACAGUUUCCCAGGGAGACAUACAUAACACACACAAUAAAUCCACCAGCAGUAGCCUCAAUAGACCAGAAUGCAGUACAGCCACAAGACCGGAUGGUUUGAGUAAGAAGUGACUCUCGUUUUGUGUUCAUUUCUGAACUCUUGCUGCCCUUUUUAUCAUUCUGUUUUCUGCAUACUCAUACAUAACCCAGAGAUGAAUAUUACAUGUAAAGGAAUACUUGGAAAAUGUACUCAUCUGAAUUCUGCUGAGAAUUAGGUGAAACGAUUGGUACCGUAGGUGUCUGUAUGCUAAACAUAAAGCUUUACCCAGAGGAGAGUUAGGUUACCUUUACGUAGAGACUGGAAACAUCUGGACCUGCUGUGUCUAGAAGUUAAAAAGAUGCCUGAUAGCACCUCUAAAUUUAAAGAAAUCAUUUGUUAUACUUUGUUUGAGUAAUCUGCACAAAUAAUAAAGCAUAAAUAUAA